AUGGCUGCUCCAGGGUUCUACCAGGCGGCCGCUGGGCCUUCCGUGAUGCCAACCGCACCCCCGUCCUACGAGGAGACGGUGGGCGUGGGGGGCUACUACCCCACGGGGCCUGUCCCUGCACCCGGGCCCACCACGGCGCUGGUGUCUGGCCCUGAUGGAAAGGGCACGAAUCCCCAGUACUACACCCACUCGAUGCCGACCCCCAAUCCCAGCGCAAUCACCGUGCAGACCGUGUAUGUGCCGCAGCCCGUGUCCUUCGUCGACCGCCCCGUCCAGAUGUGCUGCCCGUCGUGUAACAAGAUGAUCGUCACGCAGCUGUCUUACAACGCGGGGGCGCUCACCUGGCUGUCCUGCGGGAGCCUCUGCCUGCUGGGGUGUGUGGCCGGCUGCUGCUUCAUCCCCUUCUGCGUGGAUGCCCUGCAGGACGUGGACCACCACUGCCCCAACUGCAAAGCCCUCGUGGGCUCCUACAAGCGUUUGUAGGGCUUGGCCUGGCCCACUGCUGAGACCGCCCCCCCCCACUCACGCAGCCCCUCCCUGUGCAGAGGCACCGCCUGGAGGGGAGCUCCUCACUCGAGGUGGGGCCCGGACCCCACUGCCGGGGUCCCCCCAGGACACGCAAAAACUCUCACUUCAGUGUGGUCCCCGGGUUCCCCCCACCCCGGUUUCCCAUCCUCUGAGAAGGGCACAGGGUGGGGGGACACCCCUCCCCUCCCCUCCCCUUCGUAUCUGUGGGCACCCUGCCGCCAGCUGACUUCCGUCCUGGCCUCGGUGGCACCGAUUCUCCUGUACCAGCCGCCCACCCCCGGCGCCUGCGGGACUCAGGACGCGGACACAGCACCCUUGAAGCUCAGUCCCCUCUCGGCAGGCCCCGAGCAGCCAGCCCGGAGCUGCAGACCCUGAAUAAACACAGUCCAAGUCCAGCGGCUGGCUCUGUCCUCCCUGCCUGGCUCUGGGCCGGGCCCGCGGCCGCGUUUGCACCAAGGAAGGGGCCCCCCCGUUUCUCACAGCCCUGUGGCUGGCACGACUGUUUCAAUGCCCCCUCUUGGCCUUAACCCCCUUGGCACGCGCUUUUCGGAAGAGAGUUAGGUUCUGUCUCGCAACACGAGGACCCCGGCAAGUUCACACCCACCCAAGUCUCAGCCCGCCCAGGGUUCCCUUUCGCUCCUCUGCUUGGGCUGGACGUGAUCCUGGCGCUUUUCUGCAGGGAGACUGAAACAGGGCCCCUCGGGGACUGUUUUGAAACGCAAAGGGCAGCAGAUUCGAACCCUCCUUCCAUGGCACCGGGCAGCCCGGGAAGGUGCCCUCGACGGAGGCCUCUAAGGGCUAGUUCGGGGCUGGAGAGAGUCCACUGGGCUGA
This is a messenger RNA of Sorex fumeus (smoky shrew), 1360 nucleotides long. It is a transcript of the gene LITAF, whose product is annotated as lipopolysaccharide induced TNF factor. Gene Ontology annotation, biological process: regulation of cytokine production. Lineage: Eukaryota; Metazoa; Chordata; Mammalia; Eulipotyphla; Soricidae. The transcript is spliced from 3 exons. Gene Ontology annotation, molecular function: zinc ion binding. Bases 1 to 483 code for a protein of 160 amino acids. The record is from RefSeq and is a predicted model, not a curated record.